This is a messenger RNA of Ogataea angusta, 798 nucleotides long. RefSeq lists its product as uncharacterized. The coding region runs from base 1 to 798 and encodes 265 amino acids. The transcript has a single exon. NCBI's taxonomy places the organism in Eukaryota, Fungi, Ascomycota, Pichiomycetes, Pichiales, Pichiaceae. The record is from RefSeq and is a predicted model, not a curated record.
AUGUUGAGAAGUGCUAAAUCGCUGCCUACCAUCGGCGCUGUCUACCGCCAGACCAUACAGAAGGAGAUUUCCACUGUGUCUAGAGGGUUUGCUCAUCAAAGAACGAAACCGGGCUUCUCCAAAGACGAUCUGGCCGUCCCUUCGAACAAGAUCUUUUCCCAAGUGUCCACAAGGAGCGUCCACCAGACGUCCAAGACUCAGUUGAUCAUGGACCUCGGGUCGAGCGGCAAGUACGCGUCGAUGAACCUCCAGGGCCUCAAAACCGAGUGCAAACGCAGAGGCCUCAAGGUGUCGGGACGCAAGAUCGAUCUCGUGCAGAGACUGAUCCAGAACGAUUCGUCCUCCAUUUCUCCUCCCGUGCUGAGCAGAACCAUCACUACGAAAGCCAAGGCCGCGAAGCCGGUGAAAACAGCCCAGAAGGCCGCCAAGACGUCUGCGCGAGAGCUCAGCUCCACUACCUCCAAGCAGGCCAAGGGCGACAGCUCGACGAUCGAUUUCUACAAGGUGCCGCAAAAAUCGUACCCUGUGCCGGACGGCAGACCGCCAAUGAAGGUGCCUUCGCUCUCGACCAAGGCCUCGCUCAAGGAUCCGGCUCCAGACACGAAAACCGCCGCUGAGGCUGUUGUGCAGGCCGUCGACUCGGCCCCAAUCAGCAAGAGCGGCCAGGUCCUCCAGACCACGGCAGAACAGAUCCACGGGGCCGCUGAAAAGAGCCGCAGCGACACGAUUUUCUUUGGCAUUUUCGGGCUUCUGACACUGGGAUGGUGGUCCCAGAAGAACAAGGACGGUAGACAGUAG